GAGGAACGUCGGAUUUGGUGUCUGUCCCCCAUUUCCAAUUAUAGAUGGAUCAUUACAGACAGAGAAGUACUGAGAAUCCAGACAUCUGCUCUUCACAUGAAUGCACUCACCUCCUAGAGAACAGCCUGCCAUCAUGCUCUGGAAACUGGUUGAAAAUGUCAAGUAUGAAGAUAUCUAUGAGAUGUUAGUCCACACCUAUUCCGCCAUGGACCGGCAUGAUGGAGUGCCCAGCCACAGUUCCAGGUUGUCCCAGCUGGGAUCCGUCUCCCAGGGACCCUACUCCAGCGCUCCUCCGCUCUCUCACACCCCAUCCUCGGAUUUCCAGCCGCCUUACUUCCCACCCCCCUACCAGCCUCUUCCUUACCACCAAAGCCAGGACCCUUACUCCCAUGUCAAUGACCCCUACUCCCUAAACCCCCUGCAUCAACCCCAGCAGCAUCCCUGGGGCCAGAGGCAGAGGCAAGAGGUGGGAUCGGAGACGGGGUCACUGCUGCCGCAGCCUCGGGCCGCCCUGCCCCAGCUCUCGGGCCUGGAUCCCAGGCGGGACUACCACUCCGUGAGGAGGCCAGAUGUCCUGCUGCACUCAGCUCACCAUGGCCUUGACUCCGGGAUGGGGGACAGCCUUGCCCUGCACGGCAUCGGGCACCCAGGGAUGGAGGAGGUUCAGUCAGUUGAAGAUGCCAAUAACAGCGGUAUGAACUUAUUGGACCAGUCUGUCAUUAAAAAAGUUCCUGUUCCUCCAAAAUCUGUUACUUCUUUGAUGAUGAACAAAGAUGGCUUCCUGGGUGGAAUUUCAGUCAAUACUGGAGAGGUGUUUUGCUCUGUACCUGGCCGUUUGUCCUUGCUUAGUUCAACUUCAAAGUAUAAAGUAACUGUAGGAGAAGUUCAAAGACGCCUUUCUCCUCCAGAGUGUCUGAAUGCAUCCCUUCUAGGAGGAGUACUUAGAAGAGCCAAAUCGAAAAACGGGGGGAGAUCUUUGCGAGAAAGGCUAGAAAAAAUCGGCUUGAAUUUACCAGCCGGCAGGCGUAAGGCCGCAAAUGUCACUUUACUCACCUCUCUGGUGGAAGGUGAGGCCGUUCAUUUAGCCCGGGAUUUUGGGUACAUCUGCGAAACGGAGUUCCCAGCCAAAGCUGUUUCUGAGUAUUUGAACAGACAGCACACGGACCCCAGCGACCUCCACUCCAGGAAAAACAUGCUACUUGCUACAAAGCAACUUUGUAAAGAAUUUACAGAUCUCUUGGCCCAGGACAGGACGCCCAUUGGAAACAGCCGGCCCACCCCUAUAUUGGAACCGGGCAUUCAGAGCUGCUUGACUCACUUCAGCCUCAUCACUCAUGGCUUUGGGGCCCCCGCUAUCUGUGCUGCCCUCACAGCCCUUCAAAACUACCUGACUGAAGCUCUCAAAGGCAUGGACAAGAUGUUCUUGAACAACAACACUGCUAACAGGCACACAUCUGGCGAAGGACCAGGUAGUAAAACUGGAGACAAGGAAGAGAAACACAGAAAAUGAGAGAAAGGGAGAGGAAAAAAUAAAAAGAAAGAAAGAAAGGAAAAGAAAAAAGUCAAAUAAAAAAAAGGAGAAAAGAGAGAGAUAAUCUUUUAAAAUAAAAACGUCUUAAUUUUAGCUUUAAAAAUACUGGAUUGGGCUUUGGAAGAAUUCUAUUAGGUAGGACAAAAUAAUAAUAAUAAUAAUUAAUAAUAAUUAAAGAAAGACAAUAAUUUAAGAUCAGAGGAGCACAAAGGCGCAAGACCAGUGGUUCAGAGUCUCUUGCCAGGAACAUGUGAAGACAACCACCAGGAUUUUUUCCCCACUUCUGUUCUUUUACAGUUUUUAAAUAAUGAUCUGGGGGGAGGGAAGUAUAAUAAUAAUUAAUAAUAAUAAUAAAAGAAAGAAAUGAAUAACUUAUUGGAAGAAAUUGGAGAAACAUUUUUGGUGUCAGUGCUUUGAUUUCUUGAGCUGCACAGUCUGUCUUGCUAUUACUCUUAUAUUAUUCUUUCAUCUUUUUUGUUGUUGUUGUUUUUCUGAACAACAUCCUGUCUCCACCCUACGUAACAUGUUCUUCCAGAUCAUUCCUUUCUGAGAAAACCCAUAAUUUCAUUCCCCUCAACUCUUCCCAUCUCAUCUCACCGCCCUGGUUCUGUCUAGACUAGGAAAGGAGGGGAGGUGAGUUCACAGACCUCUCACGAAGCCAUCCACCCCAGCCAGUUUGAGCUGCAUAGAUGGCAGCAUCUUAAUGUUAGAUGUCAUUAGAUUGGACAUUUCAAGUCAUUGUAGCUUACUGGAAUUAUCUAACUCUAUUUUUCAAGAACUUUUUUCUUUUUCCUGGUCUAGACAGACUCUCUGUUUAGAUUGCCAGUGUUUACAGGUGUGUAUGGGUGCGUGUGUACCUACCUAUGUGUGUGCAUGUGCAUAUGUAUAUGCACACACAUAACUUGUUAGGGAUGCGUGUGUAUCCUGUGUAUGUUUGUAUAUAUAUGUAUAUAUAUCGAUAUAUACAUAUAUAUCAUAUGUGUGUAUAGCCACACAUAUUCAUGCAUGCAAACAUACCUUUGUAAUUUAGUACUUGCCUAUGAUGGUCAAAUGCUUUGUCUAUAAUGGGUUGCAGAAUUUGAAAUUAAGGUCAGCUCUAUCUGAUUUCUUAAUUUUCUGAGAUCUCCUCUUUUUCUCUAGGGAGUUUUAUAUUCCUAACUAUGCCAAUGUUUCAGUCCUUAUUUUCCUUCAGUACUGUGUGUGAGAGAUAUCUUCCACCUGUUUUUAAAAAACUGUUAACAACAACAAAAAAAUGAGUGAUAUGAGUAUGUAAUUCUUUCUCAGGUGUAUGCACUAUUUUAUUUUCUUCU
This is a messenger RNA of Melopsittacus undulatus (budgerigar), 2841 nucleotides long. It is a transcript of the gene TFAP2B, whose product is annotated as transcription factor AP-2 beta. Gene Ontology annotation, biological process: regulation of transcription by RNA polymerase II; anatomical structure development; regulation of cell population proliferation. NCBI's taxonomy places the organism in Eukaryota, Metazoa, Chordata, Aves, Psittaciformes, Psittaculidae. The transcript has 8 exons. Gene Ontology annotation, cellular component: nucleus. Gene Ontology annotation, molecular function: RNA polymerase II transcription regulatory region sequence-specific DNA binding; DNA-binding transcription factor activity, RNA polymerase II-specific. The coding region runs from base 101 to 1510 and encodes 469 amino acids. The record is from RefSeq and is a predicted model, not a curated record.